Molecule: messenger RNA, 2862 nt
Organism: Catharus ustulatus (Swainson's thrush)
Lineage: Eukaryota; Metazoa; Chordata; Aves; Passeriformes; Turdidae
Gene: FOXM1
Product: forkhead box M1
Exons: 9
Coding region: 115-2490 (791 amino acids)
Biological process (GO): G2/M transition of mitotic cell cycle; regulation of DNA-templated transcription
Molecular function (GO): DNA-binding transcription factor activity; sequence-specific DNA binding
Source: RefSeq, a predicted model, not a curated record
UACCAAUGGAAAAGGCCUCUUUUUUGGUAUUUGUUUAUUUUCUGCUUACCAUCUCUAAUGAAAAACAGAUUUGUUCCUCUCCCUUUCAAUGGAGAGUGACAGUAUAGAUCAAUAAUGAGGACCAGCCCUCGCAGGCCCUUAAUUCUCAAAAGACGGAAACUGACCCUCCCACAGAAUGAUGAAUCCAGUACUGCAGCAAGAGAUGAGAACAGAGGUCAGGAUGAAAAGGCUCCUAAGCAGGAGCAUAGGCAGGAAGACCAACACAACAGACAACCCAGAGACAAAAGGGACUGUGGCCUGCAGAAAUUCCCAGCGGGAAUAAAGAUAAUUGACCAUCCUACAAUGCCCAACACACAGGUGGUGGCCAUCCCUACAAAUGCUGAUAUCCAGAGCAUCAUAGAGGCAUUGACAGCAAAAGGAAAAGAGUGUGGCAACAAUGGACCCAACAAGUUCAUUCUCAUUAGCAGUGGGGGCACAUCCCGUUCAGCAGGUCCAGCACCAUCACAGCAUCUCCCAUCAGAGAAGAAAGCCAGUGCAGCCAUCAAGGCUGCAGAUAGUCAAGAAAGAGAGAAGAAUGUUGCACAGACACCUGGUCUUGCAGGCAGUACAGCCCUCUGGCAUUCAGGAGCUGAUCCUGUGGUUGGACAGGAGCAGGAGACCAACAGCAGUGGCGAGACAAUGAACUCUGUGUUGGACAACAGCCUCACCAACAUCCAGUGGCUGGGGAAGAUGAGAUCUGAUGGGCUAAAUCCCUCUUCUGUGAAGGAAGACACAGAGAAAGAGAAUCAGGUGCCUCUGCGGGAAAGAGUCAAGACUGAAGAGGAAGGUGCUGCUGCUGCUGUGUCCUCCUCAUGGCAGGAUUCAGUGUCAGAACGACCUCCUUACUCCUACAUGGCCAUGAUCCAGUUUGCCAUCAACAGCACAGAGAAGAAGCGCAUGACCCUGAAGGACAUCUAUACCUGGAUUGAGGAUCAUUUCCCUUAUUUUAAACAUGUAGCUAAGCCAGGCUGGAAGAACUCCAUUCGGCAUAACUUGUCCCUUCAUGAUAUGUUUGUCCGUGAGACAUCUGCCAAUGGUAAAAUCUCCUUCUGGACUAUUCACCCUGAUGCAAACCGUUGCCUAACAUUGGACCAGGUAUUUAAGCCGCUGGACUCGGGGUCACCAACAUCGCCUGAGUACUCUGAAUCACAACAGAAGAGUCGUCUUCCAGAUCCUCUGAAGAACAUGGCAAGCAAAACUGAACCCCAGAAUUCACGCCGAAAGAUGAAGCCUUUGCUUCCUCGUGUCAACUCCUACCUGGUUCCAAUCCAGUUUCCUUUGAGUCAGCCUCUUGUCUUGCAGCCUUCUGUGAAGAUUCCUCUGUCCAUGGCACAGGGAGCAUCCCUUAACAGCUCGGAGACUUUGCAGAGCAAUAAGCAUAUGCACAUUGCUACAAAGAUGUCACUGUCUGCAGAAGAGUCAUCCUGUUUACCGACACCUGCUGUCAAGGAGGAGGGUCAAUGUGAUGAAGGUUUAUUUCCCCCAACCCAUUCCGUACAGGAGAACAGCUCCCAGCCUGGUGAGGAAUUGUCUUCUUUCUCUGAGGGUGCCUGUAUAAAGGAGGAAGAAAGAUCUCAGCUGGAUCACUGGCUGUCCCCAUUUGCCUCAACUGUAACAGUCAAAGAAGAGCCAAGCUUGUUCCUCCCAGACUCAUCCCCAAAGGAAAGGAAGCAGUUCGCCACACUGAAGUCCCCAUCUAAGGCAGUUUCCGACUCUUUAGUUAUAAAGAGGAGGGAAAGGCGGGAAGUGGGCAGAUCCAGAAGGAAACAACGCCUAGCUCUGCCUUGUUCAGAAGAGCCUGUCCUUGUUUUGCCAGAAAGCAGCAGCUUUGACUCUUUCCGGUUAGGGGCAGACCAUCCCUUCCCCCAGGAAAACCAGCCCCUUGAGAACAUAUCACAGCUCAGCUGCUCACGGGGAGAAGAGGGGGCCUUUAAAACACCAGUCAAGGACAUCUUCAGCAAAUUGCCCGUUUCUUCCACUCCCAGCAAAGUCUCAGCCACUACUACCCCUUCACUAGAGGUCCUUGACCCCUGGAAGUCUGCUUCCUUAGCCAAGGGAAGUCAUGAGCUGGACUUCAGUCCAGUGAAAACACUUCAGUUGCCAUUCACACCCCUCCGGGACAACCAGGACUUGCUGGGUUUUAACAGCACACCGCUUAAAAAUCCUCUCUUUGAUUCUCCUCGUGAACUGCUCAAUACAGAAUCCAGUGACAUGGUUCCCGUGCCCCUCACAAGCUCGCCAGCAUUUAUUCGUGAUGCUUCCAGGCAAUCCUCUGUUGAACUGACAGCCUCUGGCUUUACUGAAAACCGGUCACUCAUGGAGGGCCUUAUCCUGGAUACCAUGAAUGACAGUCUCAGCAAAAUCCUUCUAGAUAUCAGCUUUCCUGGUCUUGAGGAUGAAAAUUUAGGAACAGACAUUAGUUGGUCUCAGCUCAUACCUGAACUGAAAUGAACUGGCCUGGGGACUGAAUUUGACUUGUUCUGAUGUUACAGAAAGCACUCCACUCUUCUAAGAUUCAUUCCUGUAAUCUAAGACAACUGCUUUUGACUAAUUCCCAUAUCCAUGGGAACACAGAUCAUUAUUGACUCCUGCUAAGAUGGGAGACAAGCCCAUCAGCUGCUAUGGGCUUCCUUUACAAGAUGCUGUAGACUUUGAGUGGAACAAGACAAUAGAACUUCUCUAGCCCUGUGCUAGAGAUAGCCUCUCUCCAGGGAUUUUUAUCAUGAGAUUAUCUAGGUAGGCCCUGAAUAGCAUUUGCUAUUCAAGGUAUCAGAGGAAAUGAACACACUCCUCAGUACAAUAGGAAAGAGCCUGGGAACCACC